AUGGCCUUGGGGAACCACAGCACUAUCACUGAGUUCAUUCUCCUUGGACUGUCUGCAGACCCCCAUGUCCAGGCAUUAUCCUUUGUGUUCUUCCUAGCAAUUUACCUCCUGACUCUGCUGGGGAACCUGACAAUGAUGCUGGUGAUCAGAACCGAUUCUCACCUCCACACUCCCAUGUACUUCUUCCUGAGUCACCUUUCUUUCCUGGAUUUUUGCUUCUCUUCUGCCACAGUACCCAAGAUGCUGGAAAUUCUUCUGUCUCAGAAGAAAACAGUCUCUGUGGAGGCCUGUCUAGCUCAAGUCUUCUUUGUGUUUGACUUGGGGGGCACUGAAGCCUGUCUGCUCUCAGUUAUGGCCUAUGAUCGCUAUGCUGCCAUCUGCCACCCUCUGCUCUAUGGCCAGAAGAUGAGCAACCAGCUCUGUAAAGGUCUGGUGUUAGGUUCCUGGAGCCUGGGUUUUCUGGACGCAUUCAUCAACAUCCUUCUAGCUAUGGAUUUUGACUUCUGUAGGGAUCAGUUUAUCCCCUACUACAGCUGUGAGCUGCCCUCUCUCUUUCCCCUUUCCUGCUCUGAUGUCUCCACCAGUUUCACUAUUCUGCUCUGCUCUAGUCUCCUGCAUGGGCUGGGAACCUGUUUCCUAAUCAUACUGUCUUACACUCUCAUUGUUUCUACCAUCCUAAAUAUCCGCUCCUCUUCAUAUAGAAGCAAGGCCUUCUCCACCUGCUCUUCCCACCUCACUGCAGUGCUCCUAUUUUAUUGUUCAGCUUUCCUUCGCUAUAUAGUGCCAACCUUGGGCUCGCCACAGGAGUUGAUCUUCUCUGUACAGUACAGUGUGAUCACUCCCUUAAUGAAUCCCCUUAUCUAUAGCCUGAAGAACAAUGAGGUGAAAGCAGCUACGAAAAGGACCUUUAGAAAAUAUCUCCAUUGCUAG
Molecule: messenger RNA, 930 nt
Organism: Bubalus bubalis (water buffalo)
Lineage: Eukaryota; Metazoa; Chordata; Mammalia; Artiodactyla; Bovidae
Product: olfactory receptor 8S1-like
Exons: 1
Coding region: 1-930 (309 amino acids)
Biological process (GO): G protein-coupled receptor signaling pathway
Cellular component (GO): membrane
Molecular function (GO): G protein-coupled receptor activity; olfactory receptor activity
Source: RefSeq, a predicted model, not a curated record